UGUUUUUAGUUUUUACUUUGUUCUUUUUUAGUUUUUACCCACAAAAGAUCUCAUCUUUGCUUUUAUAGCAACAAAGAAGAGAGAAAACAGAAGGAGGAAAAUUUUAUUUUUGCCACCUUCCGUUGAUUAGCCAUGCAUUCCUUAGCUUCAUGGCAUUCACGGAAGGUGGUAUUUUGACAUUUGAAGCCUAAAGUGAUAUAAAAAAAAAUUAAAAGAAAAGUUUGGUCCUUUGAAAAUCAAAGGUUGAAGAAAGGGUUUUUCUUGUUUUUUUUUUUUUUUGGUUUGUUGGGUUUCAUUUCAAGUGAUUAAUCAUCUUUUUUUUCUUUUGAUGGAGAAUAGAUUAAGGCCAGCCAGAUUUUCCUUCUUGAUGGUUGUUUAUAGCUUUGAUUGGUUUCUUGAUUUCAAUGAAACCAAAAUUUUAAGCUAAUUUUAUGUUGUUUAGCAUCAUAUUAUUUCAGCUUUUUUAAGGAGGAAGAUAAAGGGGGUAACGUCUUUUUUAGAUAUAAAGGGAGAAAAAAAAUGGCAGAAGAGGCUAAUUCAUGGAUUAGAAGAACAAAUUUUUCUCAUACAGUUUGUCAUAGGUUGGAUUCAUCUAGAUUGGUAUCUUUACCUUUCAACCUACAAUUAGAUACAAACCAAGAGAGGACUUUAGGGUCUAAACCUUCUAAUCCAAAAUCCGAUCACAUCGAUCCGUUGAUUCAGCGGAAUCCGGUCACGAACAAGCAACGAUCUGUUUCUCCGGUCCCGCAAACAGUUUUGUCUGAUACGUUUAAAGAAGCAAGGUCUGAGAGGAGGAGGUUCUCGACUCCACAUCCUCAUAGGAAAGAAUCUGAUAAGCGGAGGAUGAGAAGGUUUUUCCAUAAGGAAUCCCAUUUGCACGAAAAGAAAGGGUCGAAUUCGAGUCCUCUUAGGAACUCAGGGUCACCGAGAGUUUCAGAUAAGUCGAAGUUUAGGAAGGAGGCUUCUUGGACCAAGUAUUUUGAUUAUGCUGGUGGAAGGGUUAACUCUGCUGAUGCAGCUGAUGAACAUACUGUUGAUCUUUCACAGUUGUUUCUCGGGCUUAGAUUUGCACAUGGUGCUCAUAGUCGCCUUUAUCAUGGGAUAUAUAAAGAGGAAGCUGUUGCGGUUAAGAUUAUUAGGGUACUGGACGAUGCCGACAAUGGAGAUUUGGCUGUUCGAUUAGAGAAACAGUUCAAUAGAGAGGUUACUCUUUUAUCCAGGCUCUACCAUAGGAACAUUAUAAAGUUUGUAGCAGCAUGCAGAAAGCCACCGGUUUAUUGUGUUAUAACGGAAUAUUUAUCGGAGGGUUCGUUAAGGGCAUAUUUACACAAGCUUGAUCACAAGUCCCUUCCUUUGCAAAAGAUAAUUGCUAUUGCUCUCGAAGUUGCUCGUGGAAUGGAAUACAUUCAUUCUCAAGGAGUCAUUCAUCGUGAUCUUAAGCCUGAAAACAUCCUUAUCGACGAGGAAUUCCACUUGAAAAUUGCUGAUUUCGGUAUAGCUUGUGAGGAGGCACAUUGUGAUCUAUUAGCAGAUGAUCCGGGGACUUAUCGAUGGAUGGCACCUGAGAUGAUCAAAAGGAAACCGUAUGGACGGAAAGUGGAUGUUUACAGCUUUGGACUAAUCUUGUGGGAAAUGGUAGCCGGUACGAUCCCGUACGAGGAUAUGAAUCCUAUCCAAGCUGCAUUUGCAGUUGUGAACAAGAAUUUGAGACCGGUAGUCCCGGGAGACUGUCCGCCUGCCAUGCGAGCAUUAGUUGAGCAAUGUUGGUCAUUACAUGCAGAAAAAAGGCCAGAGUUCUGGCAGAUCGUAAAAGUGUUGGAACAAUUCGAGUCAUCGUUUAAUCAAGAUGGAACCCUGAAUUCGGUACCGAACCUAACUUGCCAAGACCAUAAGAAAGGGCUUCUUCAUCGGAUUCAAAAGCUCGGUCCCGUGCACCUUCAAAGUAAUGCUUCAUCUAUGCUUAAACCUAAGUUCACAUGAAUCUUAAUUGUGACCAAAUUGUAAUUAAAAAAGAAAAAGAAAAGAAAAGGUUGGUUUUCAAUGCUUUCUUUAUUGUGUACCCUAUGCUACAUUCAUGCGAGAGUGAAUGAAAAUACAUUUGUAGGCAA
Messenger RNA from Gossypium raimondii (Peruvian cotton), 2108 nucleotides. Its product is annotated as serine/threonine/tyrosine-protein kinase HT1. The record is from RefSeq and is a predicted model, not a curated record. Gene Ontology annotation, molecular function: ATP binding; protein kinase activity. Bases 520 to 1980 code for a protein of 486 amino acids. Gene Ontology annotation, biological process: protein phosphorylation. The transcript is spliced from 4 exons. NCBI's taxonomy places the organism in Eukaryota, Viridiplantae, Streptophyta, Magnoliopsida, Malvales, Malvaceae.